Messenger RNA from Pieris napi, 3522 nucleotides. RefSeq lists its product as uncharacterized. The coding region runs from base 320 to 2440 and encodes 706 amino acids. The record is from RefSeq and is a predicted model, not a curated record. Lineage: Eukaryota; Metazoa; Arthropoda; Insecta; Lepidoptera; Pieridae. The transcript is spliced from 9 exons.
GCUGCGCUUGCGCCUUGCCCCGUUCAUAAUUCUGUAUUUCGAAGUUUUGCUAAGUUGAAAGUUAUUUCUAGGCAAUAAGAGUGGUAAAAAAGCUUUAUCAUAGUAGAUAAUUCAUUUGUUAUAUGAUUUCUGCGAAACGGCUAGGUGCUUCAAGGACUAUAGACACCUUAUGAAAUCAGUCGACUUUUGAGUGAAUAUUAAAUUAACAACGUUAAUAUAGAACUGUGUUUAACUUGUGAAAGUUUUGUGAAUCGUGUUUUUGCCAGCAUUGACGUGAGAAAACCUGGACUCAAUGGGACGAUAGUGCCUUCAAAUAAAUAUGGGUAGCGCUAAACACGCUACAGUAAAUACUCAAAUGGCGUCGCAAAAGAAAUCGAUCAAGGACAUAUUGAAAAAGCCAUUCCAGGCGCUCUUCAAAAAAGAUAAACAAAAAGAGAAAAGGGAAGUAAAAGAUGAAGACACACAUAAAGUAGAACCGAUCAAAGUGGUCCCAGUUAGUGAACUAAUAGAAGACAUAAAGAACCUUAAAAUAAAGCAAGAGGAAGAAGAUGAAUUCAGUAAUUUCACAUACAAAACAAUAGAUGAUAAGCGGAAAAAUUCAGAAGUCUCCGAAGCGAGUUUUCAAAAAGAAAGAAAUGACUCGCAGCUCUCUGAAGACAGCUUCAAUAACUUUAAAUUGAACGAGGGGAGACGGACGAAAAUCGACUCGCAGACGUCAGAAGACAGUGGCUUCUCGGAGAAGAAUGAGACAGCUGAUUCGGAAGACGACAUCUGUGAGGGUAGGAGGAAAAAGAAGCAGAUAGUGCUGAUAUCGAGGGGACCCAUCAGGAACCAGUUUUUAACGCCGCCACAUCCAUAUUCGCGGGAAUCUGAAUGUAGACAGAUCAACCAAGUGAACAAACAAACUUUCUCCGGUGGACAAGUAAUUGUGAACGAAAACACGCGGACAGACAACACAUAUUUAAGCAAAGUUAUAGAAUUAGUUGACACAACUGUCAGAGAUUAUAAUAAUGAAGAUCUAUCGACCUUCCUUGAUCUAGCAGACGAAUUCGUCAAUGAAAACACAGAUGAGAAUAUCCUAGCCGACUUUUUCAACCAAGCCGAAAUACCAAGGAUAGUAGAACCCCCCACAGAUACCCUUAUUGGCGGGUUCAGCUUUCAAAGUGACAACCCAAUGGAAAUGUCAAGUUCAAACACGUUAACAGAGUACAACACGCUCGAAUUAUUCCCCGAAUGCCUCCAAAACCCUGAAUUUGACACGUUGAACGUAUUCCCCACGCCUCCGCGCUCAGAAAAUGUCCCAAGUCCCAUCUCGGACUCAACAGUCUUUUACACGAACCAUUCGGAUUAUUCAUUGUCACCCCAAACGCAAACGUCAUCGCCAAUGUACAAUUGUGACUAUGAGAAGUGUCAAGACAUACCAUCGCUAGAAGACUAUCCAAGCUGGGUCAUAGACGAAGUACCUGAAACCACAGACAAGAAAACGCGGGAACGAAUACCGAGCACGUCCAUGACGAUGAAGCAAUACAAGGAUAUGCAAAAGGAGAUCGCAAACGAAUUUUUGAAAAUGGAAUGCUGUCAAGCAAAGCGGAAACCGUGCAAGGAAAUAUUCGAAGGACACAUGUCAAAAUUGAAAAUGGAACACAGGAAGGUGAUAUGCCAAAAAGUUGCCAGUUUAGAUUUGAAAACUGCUUAUGGUGUCCUUCAGCACAUCCUGGCGAGUUUGUCGAAUGGCAACACCGAGGAAAGUCUGCAGCUGGCGCUUUUUAGUCUUAUCUGUGAAAAAGUGCUAGCACUGCAGCCGGAAUUGUUCGUCCAAGACUUCGGUUUAAACCUCUUGAAGUUGGCAGUACUUCGAUGCCCCAAACGACCGCUCCUCACGCGAUAUCUGGUUCAGUGCAUUCGGACAGUAAUCAAAACUGAUACAAACAAACGGACACAAGAGUGUAUCUUUACUGAGGUGGACGCACUUCGCGAUAACCUCGUGAUCGCCUGCGCACGCGGCGGUGAUGAGUACUCGAACGCGCUCUAUGAGCUCGUAGAGCCAAGUGGUGGGGAGCCUGCCCUGUUUAGCUUACACCACGCUAAUGCUAAUGGUCACAACGCGUUGCACGUGGCCUGUAUGACUCAUUCUGCGCAAACGCCGCGAUAUCACACAGUACAUGUAUUAUUAGAACACGCACACAUAGACUUAUGGAGGAAGGACGUAAAAGGUGGCGAGACAGCGCUCCAUCUAGUGGUGAAUUCCGCAAACUGUGACCUGAAGUUAAUAAUGAUACUCUUUAAACACAUCGACAGAAAACGAUGGUACGACCUUGCGCAUGCACUGAAUCUAAGUUCGAUAUCUCCCCUGGAAUACGCCCGAUCAGCGAGCAAAUCGAAAUCGGAAAACUUUCCGAUUGAAGUAUUAGAAUUUCUCAAAAAGUGCCGGAAAAAUUAAUAAAAAAUUCAAUCGAUAUUUGUUUUGUUAUUUACAAUUAAACAAAUGUACAUAUAUGUAUUAAUAUUUUUGAACACGCAUAGUAUAUUAUAUAUUACUUUGAAGUUGUCAUAGUGCAUAGAAUGAACAUCAGAUGUAGACACCUAUGAUAUGAUGUGUAAAUGUGAAUAUUGUCUCAAUAUUCACAUUUACUUAUACAUAACGAGUCCGAUUAUAUGUUGUGGCCGUUUUGGCUUCCGCCGUUUUGUGCAUAGAUUAGUCAAACUGUCAAAGUGACAUUGACAGAUUGAAGGUAUAAAUACUUUUUGAUGGGCAUGAUCCGUUAUAUAAAAUGGAGGGAUAUACCCAUUAUUAUCACCAGUUCCAUUGUUAUUUAUGAACAUAUUCUAUUUUUAUUAAAAUUUGUCGCCCAGUGGUAUUUUCGUCUCGGACUUAUCUUGACCUAGAUUAAUAGUGUCGAGAAUGUAAAUAAAUAUAUUUAAGCUUAUAAUCUUAGAUGAUAUUUUUAUAAGUACGCAUCUGUCUCUUUUCAUCAUAGCGUAAAUACAAUGUGACAGAAAGAGACGAAAGUACUGAGUCCAAUUGGACAGAUCAGUCUUUAUGAGUAAAUAACAUAUGCCAUGACAAAUAACAUGUUAAGCAAAAAGUUUUUAAUUAAAAAUGUUGGUAAGUUGUGUUAUUUAGUUGUAUAUUUUGUUUGUUCUUGUAAAUAUGAAGUUAAAAUUUAAAAAAAAUAACAAAAAAACGUAUUGUUAUUUUAUAUUAUUAAGUUGAAAAAAAAGGUCAGCUUAAAACUGAUUUAAAUAGGAAUAAGAAUAACAUCGAAAUACAAAACAUGUAUAUAUUGUAAUACUAAAGACAAUAGAAACCCUUGUCUUUGGUAAGUUUGGUGGGGAGUAAUGAGGAAUAUGUUUUCGUCGAAUUGUAUAUAUUUAGUUAAGUUUUUUCUUAAGAUCUCUUGACAGAUAUAUUUUUCGUAUUUAUGAAUUCUUUAAAAUGUACAAAUUACUCUGAAAAUGCCUUAUGACGUAAGACUUAAAAUGUUAUAUUUUUAUUAAUAAACCUUUAAAAAAUCUCAUGGA